This is a messenger RNA of Drosophila nasuta, 588 nucleotides long. RefSeq lists its product as uncharacterized. Bases 1 to 588 code for a protein of 195 amino acids. The transcript has a single exon. Lineage: Eukaryota; Metazoa; Arthropoda; Insecta; Diptera; Drosophilidae. The record is from RefSeq and is a predicted model, not a curated record. Gene Ontology annotation, molecular function: nucleic acid binding.
AUGGAGUUCUCGAAGCAGCAGGAGAAACUGCAGUUGUUCACGACGGAGAUGGGGAUGGAAUGGCACUUCAUCCCUCCUCGAGCCCCACAUUUCGGAUGGCUGUGGGAAGCCGCGGUGAAAUCCGCAAAGCAUCUCCUCGUCCGGCAAAUCGCCAACGCGUUACUGGCGCAAAGCGAGGUCAGAGCUCAUCUGGCAGAUGUCGAGGCCAUCCUCAACUCGCGGCCUCUCACUCAACUCAGCUCCGAUCCCAACGAUGGCGAGGCUCUAACGCCGGGCCAUCUUCUAAUCGGGCAAGCCAUACGUUCGCUGCCGCAAGGAUCCGUGCCAGACAGGCCCAACAAAGAGCUGACGUAUUUGCGACGGUGGCAAAUGUUAUCCACGCUCAGACAGCGGUUUUGGCUCGCGUGGUCGAAGGACUACAUCCACAACCUCCAAAUCCGCACCAAAUGGAAGUCUCCACAGCCCGGCGGAGGUCGGAUGCCUCGUCCUGGUUCACGAGGACAACACGCCACCUCAGCGGUGGAUAACUGGAAGGGUCGCAGGCGUAACCCGAGGAACAGACGGCCAAAUACGGGUGGCCGAAAUUAG